This is a messenger RNA of Drosophila biarmipes, 1767 nucleotides long. Its product is annotated as probable DNA double-strand break repair Rad50 ATPase. The transcript has 8 exons. Bases 134 to 1453 code for a protein of 439 amino acids. Lineage: Eukaryota; Metazoa; Arthropoda; Insecta; Diptera; Drosophilidae. The record is from RefSeq and is a predicted model, not a curated record.
AGUCACAACAAACUCAUGUCAAAACAAAAUCUUCAGUCACUCUACACAACAAAGCUAUCCUGUUUCAGACAAGCACAAUUUAUAUUUUCAAGGACUUCACUUUGGAUUCAAGGAAGGAUUCAGUCGGGUCGAAAUGGCACGUCUUGUGUUCACGGAGAAAGAUCACAAUGCCUACGAUCCCAAGAAGUACAAGGUAGUACACAAGAACCAUUGGCGGCAGGUGAGCCUUCUGCUGCAGCCCUCGAACAAGAAAUGGUGGGAGGAUCCCGAUGUCAUUGUUGCUUUCAAUUUGCCGCGCAUUAGCGCCCGCCUGGAGCGUCUGAUGGGCACCAAUGUGGUCAAGCUGACGGACCGCGCCUACAUGAAGGAGCUCCGGGAGCGGAUCGACGAGGAUUACCGCAAACAGCUGCUGUCCCGCAUUCGCGCCCGAGAGUUAAAGGAAGUGGAGCGCGAGCGAAUGCUGAUUAUAGAGGGGAAGUCAGAUGUGAUACCAGACGAACUGGCCGACGAUCCCAUUUUCAUGGUGAACAAAGAUGCCAACAUGGAGAUCCAAAAAGAGCGGUCCAAGUUGAAGACCGCUCGGGAAAAGAAUGCGGAGCGUUUGAAGCAGCAGGGAGUGAAAUGGGAGCGGGAAAGGCUCCAACAUGCCGCCAAGGAAGCCGAACUCCUGGCCAAGAAACGCGAGCGGCAGCGCCAGCAGAAAUUGCUGGUGGAGCAGUACAGGACGGAGGACGCGGAAAGGGGAAUGGAUCUGCUGCGCAUCGAAAACGAGGACUGGCGGGAGUGCGAAAAGAGCCUGAAGGAGUUCCUCGAACAGGAGCGUGCCAAGAUGAAGGAGCGCUCGCUGCGCAUAUCCCAGCCAUUCUCCUCGGAUCCGCAGGACAUACAGAAUAUAGUGAGGGCCAGGCAAAAGUUCCGCGAGACCGAGCUGCGUAUUCGCAACCAGCUGGAGGACAAGCUGAAGGAUGUUAAGCUGGCAGUCACCACCCAGCAACUCACCGAACUCAUCGAGGAUGCCCAUCGAUCCAGUGGCGAGAUUGUGCGAGAGCCUUCGAUAGAGGACGAUGAGUACCACGAGGGCGAGCCACAAUCCAAGUACCUCGACGAUGUCACCGACGUCUCCGAGGAGACCGUGAUCAGCGAGGACGCCAUCAGUCUCACCUUGGCCAAGCAGCAGUACGCCGAGGAACUGGAGGCCGAGAUGGAGGACGAGUUCAACCGGGGUCUGCUCAUCUCCAAGCAGCAGUACGACCAGCUGCGCUUCGAGGAUGAGAAGAUCGUGGCGCUAAGGAAUGCCAAGGACAUUCGCGAGUUGUAUCAACUGGCUGAGGAGAUCAUCAUGGGCGAGAUCUUCGAGGAGGCGCCAGAGGAGUGCGAGGAGGAGGACGUGGGCGAGGAGCAGGAACUGGAGGCCUCCUCAGACCACGAGGCACCUGAUCCAGCCAAACCAUAAGAACCAGAGAAUUGACCAAUUUCAAAGUUUUAUUGAGCACUUUUCGCCACUUUUACAAAGUUUGGCUAAAUAUUUGGCUUCCCCCCUGGAAAUCAAAAUAUUUCACCAAAUUGUGCAAAAUUCAGUCAGGAUGGGGGCCACAGUUUGUUUAUCACCGAAUGAGGAAAUGCGGAACCGAGAAACGUCAGCGCCACUGUCACUCAAUCUCAGCGCUUAGGUUGAUAACUGUCAAUAGGGUUUAAUUAAAGCUGUAACGACGUGAUAGUGCCCGCAUGGCAAUAAUACCAAUAAAGGCCGAAAAAUCAAAAAACAAA